Molecule: messenger RNA, 1368 nt
Organism: Vitis riparia (riverbank grape)
Lineage: Eukaryota; Viridiplantae; Streptophyta; Magnoliopsida; Vitales; Vitaceae
Product: protein COP1 SUPPRESSOR 2
Exons: 8
Coding region: 246-1058 (270 amino acids)
Biological process (GO): mRNA splicing, via spliceosome
Cellular component (GO): spliceosomal complex
Source: RefSeq, a predicted model, not a curated record
UAUUAUAUGUAUAGAAGGGGAAAAAAAUUAAAAUUUGUGGAGAGGGAGGUGUGGGAGAGGGAAAGUUGAGGUCUGAUCUUUCGCUCGAUCUCUCACGGACAGAUUUUCGGCAAGCAAGGAUUGACUUUUAGUUUUACUAAAACAAAUUCGGAGUUCGAUUCUAAUUCGGGAGGCAAAGAAUCCCAGUUCCUGCCCUCUAUUAUUGGAAAAACGUUGACCUGAGCGAAAUUCAACUGAGAAUAGAGAUGCAGAAGAAGAAUUUUAGAAAAAGAAGUAUCGAAGAUGACCAAGCCAAAGACAAUAACAACUCUGAAGAUGAAGAAGAAAGGAGAUUGGCAUUAGAGGAGGUGAAAUUCCUCCAGAAACAAAGGGAAAGGAAAUUGGGGAUCCCUGCAAUUCUUACUUUGCAAACAACUGGUGUUACCCCUACUAAAAAAGUUGCAGAAAAAAAUGAAGUUCCUGAUGGGGACAAGGAGGAGUUGGUUUUGCAGGACACCUUCGCCCAGGAAACUGCUGUCAUGGUGGAAGAUCCUAAUAUGUUGAAGUAUGUUGAACAAGAAUUGGCAAAGAAAAGGGGCAGGAACAUUGAUGCAACAAAUCAAGUUGGGAAUGAUUUAAAACGUGCAGAUGAUGAGUUAUAUGUAGUUCCAGAGCAUCUUAAAGUGAAGAGGCGAAACUCGGAAGAAAGCUCUACUCAGUGGACUACUGGGAUAGCAGAGGUUCAGCUCCCUGUUGAGUACAAGCUGAGAAACAUUGAGGAAACAGAAGCAGCCAAAAAGCUAUUGCAGGACAAGAGGCUCAUGGGUCGAACUAAAACAGAAUUUAACAUCCCCUCAAGCUACAGUGCAGACUAUUUCCAACGUGGUCGGGAUUAUGCUGAAAAGCUUAGAAGAGAACACCCUGAACUGUACAAGGACAAAGGUGUACAGGAUAAUGGUGGGGGAUCUAGACUGCCGGAUGCAAGCACAGAAGUUGCAGGACGAAGGCAAGCUGCAACAGAUGAAUUCAUGCUUGACCGCUUCCGCAAAAGAGAACGUCAUCGAGUGAUGCGUAGAUAGCAUGACCCCGAGUUCUUGCUUCAGCUCCAACCACAAACAAUGGUUGCCUGCUGAUAGCUGUCUUAUGUAUGUCACUGUUUUACCUUGAAGCAUCAGAGUUGCUCAUUUAGCAACACAGAAGGCAUGGUGAUGCAGAAACUGUAAUCUUUAUUAUGUAUCUGAAAAGAUGUCAUCUGCCUCUAUGGUCAUGGAUGAUAGACAAUUGGUCUUUUUUUUAAUGUGCCAGGAUCAGGGGUCAAACCUUUAUGUUACAAUUCAUUGUUUCUGAUACUUAUUCCCGUUUUCCACAAUUCUGUGAUUCAUUGGACUG